Messenger RNA from Protomyces lactucae-debilis, 570 nucleotides. Its product is annotated as ribosomal protein S17e. The record is from RefSeq and is a predicted model, not a curated record. Gene Ontology annotation, cellular component: ribosome. Gene Ontology annotation, molecular function: structural constituent of ribosome. The transcript is spliced from 2 exons. The coding region runs from base 56 to 469 and encodes 137 amino acids. NCBI's taxonomy places the organism in Eukaryota, Fungi, Ascomycota, Taphrinomycetes, Taphrinales, Protomycetaceae. Gene Ontology annotation, biological process: translation.
UACAGAACAACGACAAGCCAGACAAGACAAGACAAGCUCAGCACAUACAUCCACCAUGGGUUCCGUACGCACCAAGACCACAAAGAGGGCAUCUCGCGUCAUCAUCGAGAAGUACUACCCAAAACUCACACUCGACUUCCACACCAACAAGAAGAUCUGUGAUGAAAUCGCCAUCAUCUCCUCAAAGAGGCUGCGCAACAAGAUUGCAGGCUACACCACACACCUCAUGAAGCGCAUUCAGCGCGGUCCCGUCCGUGGUAUCUCAUUCAAGCUUCAGGAGGAAGAGCGUGAGCGCAAGGACCAGUUCGUCCCAGAGGUCUCUGCUCUUGACAUCUCUGCCAAGCCUCUCGAGAUUGACCCAGCCACCAAGGAUCUCAUCAAGGCUCUUGGCUUCGACAACAUCUCCGCCAACGUUGUGCCUGUGACUAUGAACCAGGUCAUUGACCGUCGCGGUCCUCGCCGAAACUAGAGAUGCCGCGUCCAUACGACUCGCACCUUCUCUUGUUUCCUGCAUGUAGCAUUGACGCGUUCACAGAUCUUGUCUAUUGCUAGUUGACUAGUGUGAUGGAA